Molecule: messenger RNA, 4388 nt
Organism: Halichondria panicea
Lineage: Eukaryota; Metazoa; Porifera; Demospongiae; Suberitida; Halichondriidae
Exons: 10
Coding region: 102-4148 (1348 amino acids)
Source: RefSeq, a predicted model, not a curated record
UAUUAAUAGAUCCCUGGAUCCUGGCCAAUGUUAUAUUUAGUAAGAUCAUCAGAGCAGUUCCUGAUAGUGACUGGUCAAGGCACGCGCACGCAUUGUCAAGUAUGUCAACAAAGCAGGGUCUAAAGUGGGAGCCGUGGCUAGCAGAACAUUUCCAAGAUCUGGUGGAGGAUAAUCCCCUCAAUGUGGGGUAUCUAGAUUCAAUUGACAAAGUUGAUGAGCAAUUCCAAGGAACUGCAACUCAUGGCCUAGCUAGGAGCAGUACAUCUUUCACUUUUGAAGACAUGAAAAAAAUUAUUUCGAAGAUGCCUCCCAAACAGCUUGUUAAAACGGAUAAGGAUGGAGAUUUGCCGGUUCAUAGUGCUAUUCUCAGUGGCACUAAAGUCGAUAAAAAAAAAAUAGGUCUUUUCGUCCAAGGAGAUCCUCAGCAAAUUAAGAAAAUUCUGCGUGCAAAAAACAAUAAAGGAAAAACUCCCAUCGAAUUAGCUUUUGAAACGCAACAUAGUACAGCAGUCGAGCUACUGUUUAACCUGUGUGUUCAGCAUGAUGUCCUAUCUCAUUUAACAGGAAUCAAUUUUAACAUGCUUGAUCGAAGUAACACCCUUCUUCACAUUGCGAGUAAGUGGUCAUGGUUCCUUGACAUCGUUAUUGACGCAUGUAAACAAUUUCACCACGAUAUCAUUCCUGCUAUACAAGUUCUGGAUGAAAAGGAUUACACGCCCUUUUACUAUCUCAUGAACUGUAUUCCGAAUGAUCCUAAUAAGUUGAGUACGUUUAGAGCAGUGCUAGAUUUACUGAAACAAAAUGAAGUUGACAUCAAUACAAUAUACACCGACUCAAAUGAAAGGACAAUGCUUCAUGAAGCCCAACGCAGAAACAACACACAUGCAGUAUCUUUACUAGUAGAGUGGUACAAUCACAAAGAUGUUCCAGACAAACAAGGGGUUAAACCGUCUCAGAGAAACCACCACAUUCCACUACUAUCAGAGGAAGUGGAACAAUCUUUUGCUCCAAGUCAGAUCACUGGCGACCAGAGUCUUCCAGUCUACCAGCAGCCUCCUCCAGAGCGCACACCUCUAACACAAGAUGAGAUUGAUGCUCUACAGAAGCUUAUCGAGGGGACAGAAGUGAACAUUGAUGACAUCAUUGCUACUGGUCAAGGCAUCACUCUUGAAGAAGCUCAACAAUUAUUUUCCCAGAAAGGUUACAUCGAGGACGCAAGGAAUCUCAGGACAAAACUCAAAGAAAUUGUGCAGCAGCGAUAUCUCGAGAUACUCAAGGAUUUGAUGACAGCUGCAGACACCAUCGACCUUCGCUACUUGAAACUUUUUCUUGUUGGCCCACCAUUUGUGGGAAAAACGACCACUCUAAGCCGUCUGUUAAAAGUAUUUGAGAAUAUUUAUUCAGCAGGUGACAAAGCAAAGCUUCAAAGUACACUACUCGCUAACUGUAUUCAAGCAUUUGCUAUUGUUGGUGACGACUCAGCAGAGUGGCAGUCUUCCAAUGACUUUGACAGUGACUUAGACAGUGAAGCAAAAAUUGUAUUAAAUUAUUUCUGUGGACAUAAACAAAUAGCUAAAGAGGCACCGCUGGACAUACCCCUUAGUGAAGAACACACUACUCCACCCAAACCUGCCAGAACACAGCCACAUGUUCAACAAGACAAACCCCACACGCAAAAUUCACAAGUCGAAGCUUAUAUUAAAGAUCAAAGGAUUAGUGAUAUUGUUAGUCGAUUCCAAAAGUUGAUCAAAAGUGGAGAAUAUUCUAACCUUUUCAAUGCUCUGGGCACAUUUUUGAACAUUAAUGAUAUUGGUGGUCAGCCAGGCUUUUUAGAAAUGCUCCCAGCCCUGAGUACUGGUCCGGCCAUGUAUCUUGUCUUCUUAGACUUGAGCAAAGAGUUAAACAAGCCGUACAAGAUCGCUUUCAGUCGCGAUAAAACAAUCAUCACUCCCUAUGAUUCUAUACACACAGUCAAAGACACAGUGUCACAAAUCCUUUCUUCCAUCAGUAGCAUACAUAGUAACCCUCAAGUGACCUCUUCAUUUAAGACCGAUACAGUUGCUGGAUUUAGAGAGAAGCUUGAAUGUUUUUUACAAGUUAGUCCGUUGGCUGCGUUGAUAGGCACUCACAAAGAUAAGCUGGAAAAUCCUGAGGAGGUGAUCGAGGAAGAUUUAAAAGACAUUGUACAAAAGUUUGAUAAAGUAAUGAUUUGUCCAUCAGCUAAUUCUAGCUCAAAGGUUUUAUUUACUGUGGACAACUACACUGGAACUGAGCAGUCGGACAUAGCCCCUCUUCGUAAAUUGUUGAGUGAAAUCUUUCACAAACGCUUCAAGGAUGCUUUGCUACCGAUUAGACCAAAAUGGCUUUUAUUUGGACUCAUUCUACGAAGGGAAUACAAGAUUGCCAGUAUUGAAGAUUGUCUAGAGUUAGGGAAGAAGCUUGAAAUGGAUGAAAAUGAAACGAAAUUUUGUCUGCGGUAUCUUCACGACUGCGUUGGCACUGUCAUGCAUUACACAAACAUAACAAAUGAUAAGGAAAAGUGGCUUAAAAAUCGUGUAAUCUGCUCCCCUCAAGUAGUCUUCGAUAGCAUCAGUCAGCUGAUUCUUCCUUCUAUGCGUGAACUUCAUUCUGGAGGUACUUUCACUGAGUAUGAGCGAAAAGAGUUGAUUAGAAAGGGGCAAUAUUCAGCUGAAGCCAUCGAAAUGUAUUGUAAAACUGCUCAAGUAAGCAAAAAGUUGGGAAACAACGAACUUAUCCCAGCCAAGGCUCUUAUUACACUUCUUCAACAUCUAAAUCUUCUCUCUGAAAUUAUUCACAUAGAUGUUAAUAAUAAGAGCAAAUAUCGAAGCACCUAUUUAAUGCCCGCUAUCUUGGAGUGUGUUUCUCUGACCAACCCACCUCCACCAGAUGCCAACAAUCCAGAGCCACUGCUCAUCACAUUUAGCUGUGGUUACGUUCCAACUGGAGCUUUUUGUGGUCUGAUUACUCAACUAGUUUCCCGAGGCACUCAUGGAAUCCUCGGAUUGACGUGGAAGUUAGUAGAAGAUGGUGUCAAGCGAAACUGUGUUUCAUUUGUUAUCGAUGCGGUACAUACAGUGACUAUUAUCUCUCGUGAAAGAUACUAUGAAAUAAGAGUUUGUUUAAAAAAAUCGAAAAUCUCUGUCAAUGAGGUUUGUGCAUAUGUUUGGUCUGUAAUUCAGUACAUUCUUAGCGGCCUUUAUGAGCGAUUAGUUCCACAAAUUGCUUUUCAGUGCCACUGUCCUAAGCACUCGGAAGAGCCCAAUCUCAACGAUAUUUGUUCAAUUUCGCUAGGAUCAGAAGUCAGAUUCCUUUGUGAACGCUCCAAGGACCCUGUUACCCUGAGGAAGACUCAAAUGGUUUGGCUUGGAAAGGCUAUUUCUAUUGGUCAGAGUGCUAGCUUGGGUGUUUUUGGGUUUGUUAAGGAACAGUCUCUGAAGAGAUUUUCUUUUAAUUGGAGCAAAGUGGGAGAUGACAACACACAACCAAUUCAUCCCUGCAAGCCCAACAUUCUCACCUUCCAGAGUGUGAGUGAGGAGGACCUGGACUACUACCAGUGUGAGGUGAAGGAGGCUGGGACAGUGGUCCUCACUGUCUACAGAACUUUCUACAAAGAUGAGCUUAAUUCCGAAGAAUGUUUAGGAGGAGCUGGUCAGAAGAGACGUCUAUCCGCUGGGGAAACAUCCAGUACCAAACGAUUACGCUCAUCUACACAGGUACCUCAGACUCUGGGGACGAGUGACUCAGCCACACAGAGAGGACUACCCGCUAAUCAAGUCACGCUCCAAGAACUAAUAAAACGAUACAGUCUGACUGACGAGCAACUCAACAGUAAAAUAGAGUACUCUGAUACUCCCAAACUGGCCUUAUGUUUCGAUAAUGUGGAACUUUAUUCGAGUUCCAUGAAACUACCUCUUGCAGAACAAGCCGAUGUGAAUAUGUUGUACUACAGAGAAGGAACUCAAACAGCCAUGAUGAAGUGCUUGAAAAUCUGGAAACAACAUAAUCCUUAUCAAGCAACUUACAGAGCUCUACUGGAUAUUGUACUGGGAUUGUAUAAAGGAGAAACAGCUCAUCAAAUCUGUCAGCAAUUGACCCCACACAGCAUGACUAUUAAUAUGAGAACCUGAGAACCUGAUACUGAUACUGAUUGUACAGGAGGUGUGAGGGGUGUGGUCACUGGCUCGGACUCAUGAACUGAUUAUAUACACAAGCAAGCAAGUGUAUAUAACUGUGUACAAGACGGACAGGUAAUCGUUUUUGCUAAGUGUAUUAUAAGAUAAUAUUAAUAUUUUUGUUCAUACUAUAGAUGCAUGCAUGUACAUGUUUUGUACGGAAACUGUUAUAAUUAUGUUAUGUAAUCAAUAUAA